UCAGAGCCGGGGAGCGGCUCCAUCCGGGUCCCGGGGAUGCUGUCAGGACGCCGGCGGGCGGGGCUGCGUGUGGAGGUGUGGGACCAGCCCGAGGCCGCUCCCAGCGCUCACAACCGGCUCCACAGCCCCCAGCUCCGUCGGGCCCUUCGCGUUCCUUCGCUUGAGGUGAUCGGUCCCGGGCCCGGGCGGGUCCCACCCCGCGGCCUCGCAGACCUCUUGGGAGCACAAACAAUGGCGGAUGAGGCAGACCAAGCUCAACCCCCAAAUGAAAUGCAGGUGCCAGACUCUGACAGCAAUGAUGCGUGGGACGUCACUGACAUGAAUCGACUGCACCGCUUCUUGUGCUUUGGUUCAGAAGGCGGUACUUACUGUGUCAAGGAGCAGAGGCUGGGCUUUGAAAAUGCAGCAGCUUUAAUGAGACUGAUUGAAGAAGGCAGAGGGUGUGAAGUUGUUCAGGAAAUAAAGACAUUCAGUCAAGAAGGCAGAACAGCCAAACAGGAGCCCCUGCUUUUUGCACUUGCAGUUUGUUCACAGUGUUCUGAUGCAAAAACAAAACAAGCAGCAUUUAAAGCUGUUCCUGUGGUGUGUUGUGUACCAACUCAUCUCUUUUCUUUCAUCCAAUUUAAAAAAGAUUUGAAGGAGGGCAUGAAGUGUGGCAUAUGGGGCCGGGCACUGAGAAGAGCUGUGGCAGAUUGGUACAAUGGAAAGAAUGGCAUGGCUGUUGCAUUAGCAGUUACAAAAUAUAAACAAAGAAAUGGUUGGUCUCAUAAAGAUCUUCUGAGGUUGUCCCACCUGAAACCUGCCAGUGAAGGAGUAGCCAUCGUCACUAAGUACAUCACCAAAGGGUGGAAAGAAGUCCAAGAAGCUUACAAAGACAAAGCAGUUUCUGCUGAGACUGAAAAGCUUUUAAAAUACUUGGAGGCUGUGGACAGAGUGAAACACACGAAAGAUGAAUUGGAGGUUAUUCAUUUAAUAGAGGAAUAUGGUCUCGUUAGGGAACAUCUAUUGACAAACCAUCUGAAAUCUAAAGAGGUGUGGAAGGCGUUGCUGAAAGACAUGCCCAUUUCUGUUUUGUUGAGGAAUUUAGGAAAGAUGACUGCAAAUUCAGUCCUUGAGCCACGGGGUUCAGAAGUGGCAACAGUGUGUGAACGACUGCGAAAUGAGAAACUGCUAAAAAAGGGUAGAAUACAUCCAUUCCACGUAUUGGUUGCAUUAGAAACAUAUAAAUCCGGACAUGGAAGCAGAGGGAAGUUUUGGUGGCGUCCUGAUGAAGACAUCUUAGAAGCUUUAGAUGCUUCAUUCUACAAAAGUUUUGAGGCAGUUGAACCAACAGGAAAACGUUUUGUAGUUGCAGUUGAUGUCAGUGCUUCAAUGACCCAAAAAGUUUUGGGCAGUGUGUUGAACGCUAGCACAGUUGCAGCAACAAUGUGUAUGGUUGUAGCACGUGUUGAGAAGGAUUCCCAUAUUGUUGCCUUUUCGCAUGAAGUGGUUCCUUGCCCUGUGACAGCUGAUAUGACGUUACCUCAAGUAUUAGUGAAAAUGUAUGAAAUUCCAAUGGGUACCACUGACUGUUCCCUUCCAAUGAUAUGGGCUCAGAAAACACAGACAGCUGCUGAUGUCUUCAUUGUGUUUACUGAUAAUGAGACCUUUGCUGGAAAUACUCGUCCUGCAACAGCUCUUAGAGAGUACAGGGAGAAAAUGGGUAUUCCUGCUAAACUGAUUGUAUGUGGAAUGACAUCAAAAGGUUUUGCUAUCGCCGAUCCAGAUGACAGAGGCAUGUUGGAUAUAUGUGGUUUUGAUGCUGGAGCAUUGGAUGUCAUUCGAAACUUCAUUUUGGAUUUGAUUUAAUUUUCUAGGCAUCUGUUCUUCCCAGUGGGUCCAUUGCUGGCAACAGACUUCACCCUGGGAACCCCUAGCCAAAUGUACUUUAUUAGAAUAUGGCACAUAAUAUACAUAUCAAAAUGUUACCUUUUUGUGAAGGGAAAGCAAGAAAAGCAGAUGAUAAAUCACUUUUCUCCUUUUUCCUGUUGUGCACAAAUGAAAAUAAUGGUGGGAAGUUUGCUAAGAGUUACAGGGUUACACAAUAAGUAAUUUAAUUUCAUUUGUAUUAGAUCAUGAAUACUGAGAUUAUUUUCCCCCCCCGUUGCAGUGUGAUGGUUGUUUACAAGAAUAAGUGGAUGAAUUAUUUCUAGGAUGGGGAAGGAAAGAAAAGGUGGUCUUAGCUUUUUAAUAGUGUCUGUUUAACAGCAGGUUAGUUGAGAGUGUGUUUUUUCUUUGGGCCUUUCUUUAUUCCUGCCAUGUUCAGCAAAUUACCAAGGUUCAACAGUUUCUGUUUUUGUACUUUGAGUCUACAAAAAACAACAUAUAGCACAUGUGAGACCGUGCAACUGUGAUGCGGUAUGAAAGUUACCCAGUGAAACCUCACACUGAUAAACCUGAAAGGGGAAGAGCUCAUGCUAAGUCUUCUAGCAGGGAUAUCUGAUUUGUCAAGGAAAAAAAAUUGUUCUUAGAGGAGUAGUUUCUGUAUAAUGCAGUUUCAGAAGUGCUGUGUGCUUUGGAGAAAGUUUUACAGACUUGCUAACAAUGAAAGGCCUGGAAAUGUCUGGUAAACCACAUUCAGAACUUGCAAUGACUUCAGAUAGGAGCAGUGUGCUUUUCAGUGAGGAAGAUGAGCGAAUGCAUUCAUCUUAGCUGACUCUUGAAAGCUGAGUGGUAACAACUAGAAACAAAUAACUACAGUUUCUUCAAAAGAAUGUAUUCAAUAAUACGUACAUCUUAAUGAGAAUACUUCAUUUUUACAAUCUUUUUGUAGAUUAACACUACUUGUUUUUCGUAAAUUAAUUCAAUCUAAUGCUUUUCAAAACUACCUCCAGUUUAUAGUGACCAAUUCUUAAAAAACUGUUAUGAAAUGUACAGUUGCCUCAUGUUCUCAUUUAGGAAGUGACUGAAACUCAAUGCUUCCCUUGUUCAUGAUAGUAAGAAUGUGAGGAGAGGGAAGAGAGAGCUAGUAAGUAUCUUAGCACUUGGGAACAGGGGCCGAUAGCAAUUCAUGUGAAUAUGUAUUUAAAAUGGUGUGUGUGUGUGUGUGUGUGUGUUUAUAGAUGUGUGUAUGGGGGGGAAGUUUAAAAGGUCUCUUUAGGAGAUCACAGUAUUAAGAGGGUUUUUUUUCAGUGAUGGUUUUACCGCUUCUCAUCAGACAUUUUACGUCAGCAUCUUUUAAUGAUAGUUCUAUUUUAAACAGUGAAUUUGUUGUUAAUAUGAAAACUAUUAUGGUUUAUAGAAAUAACCCAACUGUGGUAAAUGACAUGUAAGACCAUCUUUUUCUGCCUAAAUAAGCAAGUUUUUACACAAGUAUAAUAACUCUUGAUACCUCUGAUUAUGCCUCCUACAUAUCGACUAUAAAUUCAAAGGUUGUACUCUGUAGGAUGGGUAUCUAUUUGGUGCUAUCUAAAAGUAUGAGAUUGAAGGUAGCCUGCUGCAGACUUAAAUAAAUCAAAGCGGUGAGGGAAUCCUUCUCUGACACUAAGAAACAAUAGAGUAGUUUUAAAUCCAUGGCUUAAAGAGCAGAUGGUAGGUGUGUUAGUUUUAAGGGAGCGUGAGUUGAGUUACUUCUGGAUUAUUGCUGCUGUUACGAUACAGCUCUAUUAAAAGGCUUGAAGAACUCUUUGCUGGCACCAGCCAGUUGGGUAACACACAGAAACAAACAAGUGUUCCUGCAAAGAAACUAACAAAAUAGCACUUUGAGUUAGAAAUUUAGCCAUUUCCAGUGGAAAAGCUUCCUACCGAGUGUUAUCUCCUUGCUGAAUAAAUGUAAGAAAUACAGGGAGUGAACAUACUUACAUGCUAAUUAUUUCAAGUAAAUGCACUGAUGUUUUGGAAAUAUUUUUGUUAGUAAUGUGUUUUACAUGAGACAAUAGUCAAACAACUGAUUAGAUGUUGCCUAUUAAGCUAGAGAUGUAGAAAAUAACUGAUGGCUAAGUAUCUGUUACAAGUACUUUUUCUUAUUUGAAGUAGUAUUUGUGAAGUAAUAGGAAAUGUUUUGGACUAAAUAUGGAAUGAGAAACUUGAACUGGUAUUUCAAGUAACUUUUGGCAGUUAACUGCAUAAAUUUACUGAAGAUAAAAGAUUAGUUAUUAACAGUAACUGAAGUUACAGUAGCACUGCAACAUUGAAAGUGGUUCCAGUUUAAAAUGCAAAUCCUUGAAGUAUGGGGAAGGUGAGUUUUUUCAGUAGAACUUACUGAAAUUGUAGCUCUCAGGAUCUGUUGAUGCUAGAUAUAUUAUCCAUGCUGGCGUACGUAAUAUGCCCCUAAAUAUUUACCAUAACUCCAUAUUAAGAUCUCAUUAGGAUGUUCUAUGUCUGCUGUAGAGCUAGCCCUGCGGAGAUCAUGUUGUCAUCUGUUCCUCCUUUAAAGUUUGCACGGAGAGAGAGAACCCAGUUGAGAGUGGACAGCGGAAACUUGGUGGUGUGCUGGUUGUUCCUACUGUCUUCUGUUUGAGGUUGUUACUGUCUUAUGAUAAGUGGCAUAAGAAUGAGGCUUUGUUUAUCCUUUUCCAUAGGAAAAUGCUUGUGUUUUAUCUUCCUGCUUGCUGGAUUUCAGUAGGACAGUAUGACUUACGUGUUAUGAUAUACAUUACUACUAUGAAAUAGUAAUUUCAAAAGUGGUACCUGAACAUGUGAAGGGGCAGCAGUUGCUGUUAUGCGAGUUAAGACAAAUUUCCUAAAUCUAGAUGAUAAUUUAAUAUGCAAUAAAUAACCUGCCUUUUCACUAAAGAGGAGGCAUGACUCUCAAUUUAAUAGUGUCUUUUGCAUUGGAGGAGUGCUUGCACUAACAAAACAUGGGGCUAUAAUUUUGCUCGGCAGUUCAGGAGAGAAUCUAGAAGUGGUGAAGUUCAGAAUAAACAUUUAACAGGUCUAAAAGUAUGGCUGUAAUCUGGGUGAUUGCAGGUUUCCUGAUUACUGUCACCAUUAAUAGGCUUUCAGUUAGACUCGCAUUUUGGUAUGAUAUCCUAAUAAUUCUUAGUUUAAAAUGUAAUAAUCUAAUAAUUGUAAUAUUCAGGCACUUUACCAUUAAGGAAAGGAUCUAAUGGUUGGUAGCACAGCAGAAGUACAAAUGUUCAUUUGUAAUGAAUAGCUGUAACCAGUGGACAUGAGAGGGCAGGAUUCUUCACUGCAGUGAUACACUCAAGAAUAUGGUAGAUUUCUGAAUGCAAUACAGUGUGUCCCCAUUGUAUAAUGAGUAAAGAUGGUUGCAGUCUUGCCAAGAAUGAGGAUUUAAUGCCAGGAAUUGUAUAGCAAGGCAGAGUAGGGUUUGGGAUGCUUGUAGGACUUAAAUACAUAGGGAUUAAUUUACAAUACUCUGUGCUUAAAGAAGUCUAAAGGUCAGUCUAGAUAUGGAAUCAGCAAGGCUUGUUCAACUGCCCAGUAUGCAGUGGCCACUAAUAACUGACAGUAAAGAAACUUGCUGCUUUAAACCACAGUUAAAUAAUUGUGGGGGCAGGAUGUUGCUCUCUUCCAUUAUUGUUUUUUCAUUGGGGCUGUAAAUACCUACUUACAGGUAUGGCUUUGAAAGGCUGUCCAACAAAGUGUACCUUCUUGGCUUUUGAAGGACAAUGUUAGUAAAUGUAUUUUAAUAAUGGCUCCAACUGGAACAACACUGGGAGAAUGUUUUUCUCCAUUGGAAGAUACUGUUCUGCUUGAUUGUGUACCUGACUUAUAGCUGUCAGACCAGAAGCACUAGUGAUGGUUCCACUGAUGUUCAGCUUUUUUUAUUACCAUUCUUUUUCUGUGCUCUACUUUCCUGUUUGUUUUGGCUUCUUUCUUUAUCCCAUCAUUCCAGUCACUGUGUGAACUUUGGCUUAAACUUCACUCCUCACUCUCAUCCUCUCUUCUGUUACCUGUGUUCUGCCUUUUUGCCAUCAUUGAGCAUGAGAUAGCUUAGCUCAGAAACUUAACCCAGAACUGAUGUCACAGUAUAAUUCUAAAAGCAGGACAAUGUUUUACCUUUCACUGAUUAUAUAAUUCUCUAACAGAGUAAUUAAUUUGCUCUAUGUAUCAGAUUUUUGGUUUUAUAUCCAGUAUCUGCCUUUGCAAUUAAAUGGCGUUGUUUUCACACAACAACCAUCUUAAGAAAAUGGCUUUUCAAAUGUAAACCUUUUUUUCCUGAAUGAAUUUGGUGGGUCAGAGCUUUCCAUUCUCUUUAGUGUUGGUCCAGUUGGAAAUAAGGAAAAUGUGUACACGAUGAAUAUCCAAGAUGGAUGGGCAGCUCCUUUGCAAUAUUGAAAGUAUUCUAAGGAUAGAAUGUAGGAAUAAACCUGAGAAAAAGCCACUCAUCUUGCUUGCUCUUUUAAUUAUGUUUUAUAAGCAUUUGGCCAGUUUAUAAGCUUAUGUAGCCCUUUGCAACGGUUCACUGAGUACAAAUAGCUUGCAAGUCAUUUUUUCCAAUGGCUUGUUUGCUGUAAUGGUAGAGAUUUCAUUGUACCACAACGCAGUACAGUGUACAACACUGCCAAGCGAGACUUAAGGGGAAGGUGUAAAAGAAGGCUGUAUGCUGCUCUGGGAGCUACGACUUAAAAUUACCUUCAGCAGAAAGUAUGGCGUCUUUAUGUGCUUAUGGUUGGAUUUCUGGUUUCGAUGUUGCGAAGCGUGGUUUCUCUGGGUAUUUCUGCGUUCUAAAGCUACGUAUCUGCAUACACAUAUGUGACAUGCUGCGAGCUUUACAAAUGUUUCCUUAAUAAUGAAUGAUGGCUGUUAUCCUGAUGGUACCAGCUUUGUUAAGCACAAUUAAUUACAAGAAAAAUGUCUGUUCCAUUACUGUUCUCAAGUAAAAGCGUAGUUCUACUCUUGAGAAAUAAUCCUGUGGAAGGAAUGAGCAGAUAAAUGCAUUCACAGCUCUGUCUGCUGUGUGAAAUAACUUUGUUUCCAGCUUCUUAGGAGCGAGGUGUUUGAGCUGGAUGAGCGCUUAAGUAUAAUUCCUAUUACAGAAUAUCCUAGUGGGGGAUUUUUAACAUUCGGAUGUUAAGGAAACUAUUCUGGUAAGUUAAACAGCUUUUGUUCUAGAGACAAUGUUAAGUUGAAAAACAACAACAAACCAACAAAGUUUCGAUGAUUGCUUUUGACUGCCUCCUUCCCUUUUUUUAUUUCCCCCAGAGUAGAACCACACUUUAGCUGCCAUAUCAUGUUUAAACAGCCUAAAUGUAACAUGGCUUUAUGCCAUCCAAUAAUGAAGGCACUGUCUUGCUGUUACCUUCUGUGGGAUUACAUGAAAUUAACGAGAAAAUCUUUGGCUGGGGAGUGGGAGAUACAGUGGGAAAGAAGCAUAAUUAACCCUUUGAUUGCCUUAAGAGAUGACUUUCUGUAACAAAUUGGCACUCAGUAGACUCUGCAGGCAAACAGCACGCUUUCUCAAUGGCUGGAGUGGAAUAUUGCCUUAAGUGACAAUGCCCUGAGACUUCUGAAGUUUAGAACUCAAAGGGUUAUUUUAAACUAUUGUUUGGGGACUUUUUCUAAUGGGGAACAAAAUGAAAACUGGCUUUGCAUAUCGUUAUUACUUACAUCAUUGAUUUGCAGGCUUUCCAGGUGCACAAUUGUUAACCUGGUCAGAAGAUGUAACUGGCCUAAGAAUGAUAGGCCAAAAAUACUUUGAUAACAGCACAUGUGCAAAAUUCCUUAAUGAAAUAUAAAUUUAAUAUGUACGUUUAUUUGCUCAACUUAAUGAGUGUGUCUUGCUAAGCAAAGACUUAAGAUAAUGGUGAAACUAAAAGAAUUAAGGAAUAAAUUGCAGUGGCAAAAACACAACAAGGUCCAUGUGUUUUGCUAUUUAAUUACACGAAUUAAAGAUGCACAGUGCAGACCAACAGCGUACUGAACACCUUCUACAAGUAAUAUUACUUACAUUUAUGUCAAACCUGCUUCCUAAAAGGGAAGCUGUCAAAUUCAGAUGAUAGUCUUGCAAUCCUGGUUAGAUAAAAUCAGUGUAGAACUUUGUUUCCUUGACGAGAGAUUGAAUGAAAAUCCUUGAGUAGCGUUUUUGGUCUCAACUGUGCAUCUUUAGUAGUGUAAUGAUCUUUUACUGAAGAAAGAGGUAUUUUCUACUGACAUAUAAACUUUCUUGAAAUAACCAAGUCUUGGCAUUGGUUGGUCUGGCUUUGGAUGUACAUUUUACUGAAAUUUUUGAAUUUAGGUUUUUUUAGACAUUUAACUGCAAGUUAAUACUGCUAGUAAAACCGCGUUUUGACUGUAGAAUAUAAGUACUAAAUAAACUCUAUGCAUAUUAGA
Messenger RNA from Coturnix japonica (Japanese quail), 8277 nucleotides. It is a transcript of the gene RO60, whose product is annotated as Ro60, Y RNA binding protein. Gene Ontology annotation, cellular component: ribonucleoprotein complex. NCBI's taxonomy places the organism in Eukaryota, Metazoa, Chordata, Aves, Galliformes, Phasianidae. Gene Ontology annotation, molecular function: RNA binding. The record is from RefSeq and is a predicted model, not a curated record.